UCCAGGGAUUUCCUUCCCGUCCCCUGGAAGCUUUUCUUUCUUCCUUUCUUUUUCCAUCCGGUAAGUUUGGCUUAUCAUCUCCCUCUCCGACCCUUCUUGUCCCUUCCCUUCCCUUCCCUCCCCUCUCCCCUUCGCUCGCUUGCUGGUCAAUCGUUGUCGAUUCUUCUCAAACCCCCUUUCAUCCAAACAUGUCAUAAUGGAAUCGAUAUUGCCAACGGGAGGCUGUAACUACCAUGACCUCUCCCAGCCCAUCGCAAAUAAUUGCGGAUGCCAGCGUUUCUGGCUACGCAAGAGGGCACGUAAGGGUGGUAGAAAGAACCGAGAGCCACCACGCGUCAAUCGGAUUAGCGAGGAGCGGCAGCUAUUGAUUGGGGAUGGAACGGCGGGGUUGACUUCUGCAAUCUUUCGGCAAGAGUGCCAGGAGGUGGAAGAGGAGGAGGACGAAGGAGAGGAUGCAGGGGAUUGUCACUGCGGUCAUCACGCUUGCUUUCAUUCAGUCGAUAACCCGCUUCGAACUGUGCUCGCACAGAACACCUCGAGACGCUAUUCGCUGCAGAUUUCGGACACGGAGACGCCUGCACGCCUGGAUCGCUCGGGGGUGAAUGUGGCAGCUAGUGGGAUUUCGGUGGCCAGUGGGACGACGACAGAGUGUGAUCCGUGUUCCUCCGAACAGAGUCCUUCCGUGCUCACUGUUAGACGGAUAAAACCACCUUAUCAACCUUCGCAGCUCGGCAGCGAGCAUGGGUCAAAACCAGACAGCCAGAAUACCAAUUAUCUAAUUGCGGAUGUGAUCCCCAUGGUUCUAGACUUGAGAACCCAGUUGGAGGCCACUGCUGCAUCUGUCAAAAAUAUCCAGUCGAUGGCUGCCUCUGCGACCGCCUCCACUGCCACCGCCAUUCCGCCGUCUGGGAUCGCAGAUAUGAAACAGGCACUCGCUGACCUUAGAAGGGAUGUUGUGGCAAAUUUCGCGGCCCUUCGUGCUAAUGGAGAGCAGUUCAAAUUGCACAGUGAGAGGCUCGAAACCGUGGAAACGUUCGGCUCGGUGUUGGAAGAGAUGAAAGAGAAGAUUGAGUUGAUCGAGGAUCGGAGCAUUGAGUCUGAGAACAAGGUGCUAAGUUUCGAGGAUCGCCUCGGCGAUCGCCUAGCCCCUAUGGAGGCGUUCCUCGAGUCUCGCAGUGAGAAAAGGAAGCACUCACGCCAGGGUGACGGAAGCAUUCGACGGAAACGGCGGAGGCAGGAGCGGGAAGGCCUGGGUGACAGCAGUAGUCAACAGGGAGUCAAUAUGACAACUACUGCAAGUUUCACAGCUACCAUGAGUACAUCGACUAGCUUUUCGGGAACCUCUUCGUCAAAUACUGGGGAGAACAAAGAAGCAACGACUGCUCGCGUGCUUGGUGUGCUGGAAGGCUACGAAUCUAGGUUUUUGGAGCUGGAGGAUGUUGCCCCACCCACGAUGUCCCGCCCAUGGGUGAUCGAAGUAGUCUUACUCCCACCAGCGCCAUUGAAAGGCAUAUGGGUUGAUCCGUGCGCCCAAUCAGAAACUGGAACUCAAUAUGAAAGUAGUAAUCCCCAAUCCACCAACACCACUUCCGGCCUCACAUACUCUUGCCGGGCGUUGGGAGAACCUGAAACCCCCGGCAUGGUCCCGAAAAGCUUUGGUAUACGCUCUAGGGUUUAUCGUCGCUUGUAUAGUCGCGGGUUCGUUAGAGCGCUGGGAAUCACCGCCGGAACCGCCAGAGACGUUGCCCUCCAGAUAGAAGCCAACUUUUCCGAACUCCUUGACUGGUGUCGCUCUUUCGAGGUCGACUCCCAAGCCUCCUCCUUCUCCCCGCAGGCUUCCACGACCACCACCCCCACAAAACCCAUAAUGAGCACCAGCACCUGGCAGCCUCUACGCAAAGUCCACAAACAAACCGCUCUCGAAUACCUCCGGCCGGGAGAAAUGAUGGAUGGAAUCUGGACGGUUGAAUUCCUCCGCGGAACCUGCCUGAUGAAAGGCCGGCGGAAAGUCUUGUACAUCACGCCCCUUCCCUCAAGCGGUUCGUCCACGAUAACUUGGUCCGACAUUAAAUCACUACCAAAGUUCACCGAAACCCCCAUCGAGAACGAACCUUCCCAUGAUAUCCCAAAACCUGAGGGGUCAGACGACGAGUGCUGGAGUUAUAAACCCUUCUUGGACGAGCCCGUCAUAUCUUUCACCACCGCUAUCAACAGCCCUGGUUCAUCAUUCGGCCCCUUUCAAUUAGAAGAGGAAGCCCCAGACCCUGCCGGCAUCCCCAGCCCACAACUUUCUGUGCCCUUCCCUUCCCGUAGAAGGAGCCGAAAGGGCUCAAUGGCGUCAAGUAGCACCAGUGGAAGACGCAAGGUCGGGCGUAAGUUCUCUCGAGGCGCGAGCCCUGCUAACACAGGUAGCGUCACCCCUGUCAGCUGUAUCGCGGGCACGGGUAGGAGUAGCUCUUAUCCGCCCGAUGGUUGCGCUGGUGUCGGCUGCUUGAUACGCCGGGCGAGUAGCGGCAGCAGGGGAGGAGGCGCCAGAGAGGACGAAUGGGGAUUGAGUCCUGCCACGCUGGGCUGGUUUACCCAGCAUCCACUGGAAGAAAGUUGCGGUAGUUCUAAUCGGGAUAGUCAGCAUACGACACUUGGCGGUGACGAGGGGGCGGAGGGCACUGAGGAGGGAGAUGCGGAUGCGGAUGGCGAUGGCGGUGGUGAUGGUGAUGAAGAUGGUGAUGUAGACGGUGGGUACGAAAGUGCUGAUAGGGAGAGUAAUGACUCUUGAUUUCUUGACGUUCUUUAUAUAAGAGUUUUCUUUGUAUCUAUCCAUUCGUCAUAUUCUAGUCAUGACCGUUUUUUUUUUUU
Tuber melanosporum (Perigord truffle) is the source of this 2856-nucleotide messenger RNA. RefSeq lists its product as uncharacterized. The coding region runs from base 197 to 2776 and encodes 859 amino acids. Lineage: Eukaryota; Fungi; Ascomycota; Pezizomycetes; Pezizales; Tuberaceae. The transcript has a single exon. The record is from RefSeq and is a predicted model, not a curated record.